This is a messenger RNA of Asterias rubens (European starfish), 1414 nucleotides long. Its product is annotated as B-cell lymphoma/leukemia 10-like. Gene Ontology annotation, molecular function: protein kinase B binding; kinase activator activity; NF-kappaB binding. The transcript has 4 exons. The record is from RefSeq and is a predicted model, not a curated record. Gene Ontology annotation, cellular component: cytosol; CBM complex. The coding region runs from base 546 to 1196 and encodes 216 amino acids. Lineage: Eukaryota; Metazoa; Echinodermata; Asteroidea; Forcipulatida; Asteriidae. Gene Ontology annotation, biological process: apoptotic process; canonical NF-kappaB signal transduction; adaptive immune response.
AAACAAUUAAAGAAAAGUUAGAUUUCACUUCCUGAUUUGCAAUACAAUUGUUUUGUGAUUUGGAGAAUCUGGACGGCUGAAGGACUAAAAUUGGACUUACGGGAAUUCCCGAAUUAUUUUCGGGAGAUAUUCAUUGAUAACUUCUUGUAAAAAAAGGUGAUUCUGUGUACUGGCUAUGUUAGUUUUCCAUUACACAGGAUCCGGAAAUGUGGUCUGCCUUGCCUGCCCGCAGUUGAACUAUAGGGACAACCAGGAAACCACGAACUCAAACUAGAUUAUAGCACACACAGACUGAAUAUUGUGACUGAUUAUUGGUGACGUGUGUGGUUCCGGCGGCAAAUGUCAGAACUGGACAACUGAGUUCCAGUUGUCUUUUCUCUGGCACUUUCACAGUUACUAAAAGUUUAGUAUUCCUUGUUUUAUGAUCUGUGUCUGAGUUGCACUCAACAAUCACUUGAGGAUAUCCUGCUGAUUUAUCAACUGUGUUGUAUUUAUUUACUUGUUAAGUUCAACCCUUACUCUAUGGUUCAACUGACUGUGGGUUUAUGAUUGAGACAAUGAGUUCUUCAAAUAGACGGGAAGUACUCCAAAAUGAGGAAUAUCUUAUGUUUCUUCACAACAGAUUGCUGGAUGAUCAGAGAGACUUCCUUUGUAAAAACGGACGGAUCAACCCGAAGCAUCACUAUCCAUACCUCCGAACAAAGCAAAUCUUAAACAGAGAAACCUGCGCAGAGAUUGACCACGUCGUUGGCCCGACAGCAAGAGCCAACCGCUUCAUUGACGAGUUACAGAGAAAUGGCAGCCCAAGAGCUCUCGUCUGUUUCCUUGAGUCGCUGAGAAGAGACGGGACACAGAUAUUUGUUUUGAAAAAACUUAACCAAGCUCUAGCCAAUAUGAGAAAUGACCUUCCACUCAUGGAUGAGUUUCAAAGUGAGUGUACCCCAGAGUUACAACAUCAAACGUCAAGAGAGUUUGAAGAAUCUUCCAUUCCGUCUGAGGGGGAGGGAGAAGUAAGCGGAAGUUCCCUCGAGGAGGGGCAAACAGCCUUUACCACUACAAGUUCAACACUUCUAAGACCGGGGGAUCCUGGGGCACCCCCGCUUCCCACUUUUGAGGAGCUGACACAAUUUCCUAGCAGUUCAACUGUUGAUAAAAGUGCUGACAGGGGAGAUGAUACAAAUCUAUUGGAAAAAUAAACUCGAGAGAAUGAGGUUUUUCUUUCUGCCGACACACAUCUGGUCAAUCUGUUUAAAUAGGUAAAGAGUAACUUUGAUUUUCCAUUUUCCAAGCAGUUAUUUGGUACAGGCAAUAUAGUCUCAAAAGCUAUGUAGUUUAAUGUGCCUUAAAGACACUGGACACUAUUGGUAAUUGUCAAAGACCAGUCUUCUCACUUGGUGUAUCUCACAAAUGCAUA